UGUGCACUAUGCCAACAGCCAAUCCGUGCUGAGCGACGACUGACGCGGGCCACUCACCUGUCCUCAUUGGCGUCUUUACAUUUUGGGAAUACCUUUGGAUAAUAGGACGCUAUGUAUAAAUAACCCAGCUACCAAGACUUCUUUACCUACAUAUCCUCCUCUGUUUCUCCUUGCUGCAAACGCACAGACACUGAUCUUCAUCAUGCCUACCCAGCUGGAAGGUGCCAUGGAUACCAUGAUCCGGAUCUUUCACCAUUAUUCUGGCAAAGAAGGUGACAAGUACAAGCUGAACAAAGGAGAACUGAAGCAACUCCUGCAGAGCGAGCUGACAGAUUUCCUUGCUUGUCAAAAAGAUCCACAGCUAGUCGACAAAAUCAUGAAUGAUCUGGACUCCAAUAAAGACAAUGAAGUUGACUUCAAUGAAUUCGUAGUGCUGGUGGCAGCUCUGACCGUGGCAUGUAAUGAUUUCUUUGAAGAGCAGCUGAGGAAAAAGGGAAAAUAA
Messenger RNA from Bufo bufo (common toad), 502 nucleotides. RefSeq names its product S100 calcium binding protein Z (gene S100Z). The transcript has 3 exons. Gene Ontology annotation, cellular component: cytoplasm. Lineage: Eukaryota; Metazoa; Chordata; Amphibia; Anura; Bufonidae. The record is from RefSeq and is a predicted model, not a curated record. Gene Ontology annotation, molecular function: calcium ion binding. The coding region runs from base 203 to 502 and encodes 99 amino acids.